AUGGUCGCCUCAACCCAAGAGCCAGAGCAGCCUACGACUCCUACCCCACAGAAGAAGAAACCAGCCAAGCUGCACCCGCGAAAGAAUGCAGAAGACGAAGCUCAUGAUAAACCAAGUGACGCUUCAGAAGCCAACAAUACACCUGCAGAGGCCGAUCAACCUCACGACAGUGGAUCAGUGAACUCGCCCGAUAGUGGCCCUCAACCUGAACCCGAGCUCGAGCCAGAGCAACCUCAACGGCGCAACCGCCGCACGCGUCGACCCCGGCGUGAUCCCGACGAACAAUCCGAAACACAGUCCGAGACCACUGAACAAUUUGGCACCGCGAACAAUCGCGAACGACGACGUCGACCCCGCCGACGUGAUGAGCAGCGCAUAGUGCCGUUCGGAGGUGACAAUGUAGGGAGGGAAGUAGGGCGAAGACAGGAUGCCGGCGGUCUGGGCAAUAUCACCAAUUUCAAUGGCAUGAUGAUGGGACAAGAUCAACAAAAUCAAGCUCAGCCAGAGAAGAAGAAAGGGUCGGACGAUAAUACGUUGUCCUUACGGCUGGACUUGAACCUGGAGAUCGAGGUGCAAUUGAAGGCGAGGAUUCACGGCGACCUGACACUGUCUUUACUGUAG
Messenger RNA from Aspergillus viridinutans, 621 nucleotides. RefSeq lists its product as uncharacterized. The coding region runs from base 1 to 621 and encodes 206 amino acids. The transcript has a single exon. NCBI's taxonomy places the organism in Eukaryota, Fungi, Ascomycota, Eurotiomycetes, Eurotiales, Aspergillaceae. The record is from RefSeq and is a predicted model, not a curated record.